Molecule: messenger RNA, 347 nt
Organism: Trichoplusia ni (cabbage looper)
Lineage: Eukaryota; Metazoa; Arthropoda; Insecta; Lepidoptera; Noctuidae
Exons: 2
Coding region: 1-324 (107 amino acids)
Source: RefSeq, a predicted model, not a curated record
AUGUUCGGCAAUUGUGUUGUGUUAUUCUGCCUUCUUGCGACUGUUAUUCAUAAUACCACAGCCCUGCCAAUCACCUACCCAUCGCUCAACUCCAUUUACAACCAAAUCCCGCCAGACGCGAUCGCUGGCACGCCUGUCAUAACCGAGAUAGAGCCAUCAUUACAAUUCGGUGACAUGUCAGUUACAGGCGAACUGCCGGUAGGUGGCAGCAUAAGAGUGAAGGGUAUCUUCCCUGUUUAUGGCUCCGUAGUAGUCGAUGGCAGUCUGCCUUCAUCAGGCACGGCUGUUGUUAACACCGGUUGUGUGAAUACGCAAGUUAUUUAAGAGAUUAAUAAAUUAUUUUUGUU